Nothobranchius furzeri (turquoise killifish) is the source of this 2643-nucleotide messenger RNA. It is a transcript of the gene rnf2, whose product is annotated as ring finger protein 2. Gene Ontology annotation, cellular component: PcG protein complex; ubiquitin ligase complex. The record is from RefSeq and is a predicted model, not a curated record. Lineage: Eukaryota; Metazoa; Chordata; Actinopteri; Cyprinodontiformes; Nothobranchiidae. Gene Ontology annotation, molecular function: chromatin binding; ubiquitin protein ligase activity.
UAAAAAUGAGGAAUUCUUAAAAAUGCGCGGAGCUUUUUUCGGAGGAUUCGUGCGACUUCUCUUUGUUGUUGUUUUCUGUUAAAGCCAGAAAUUACGUUUACUUCUGCACGUUGGUGGUUCGGUAUUGUAUGUAAACGGAACCGAACCACAUCGUUUCCUCUCCUGUUUAUUCUUAGUUACCUGCUGACAGCUGGGAUGUUAAAAUUCGAGUGUUUUCCCCUGUUUAACGUUAGAGAAUAGCUAUAGCAGCCAGCUAGCUUACCUGGGCUGUGCGCGCGUGCAUGGUUCUGGAUAAACCAGCGUAAAUGGACCGGGUCUGAUACUUCCACACCAGCAUUUACCAGGACGUCACCCGGACUGUAGCUCAUUUGUCUCCCUUUUUCUCCGCUGUGGUUUGUUUGUUGACACUGAUUGAUGGCUGCGGUGCAGAGAAGCUAAACGUAGAGGUCAGUGUCUGCUGUGGGUUUACGUUUGGACUUAUUCUACCCAGGAGACUGUAGUAAUUUGUCCACAUAGUCAUCGUGGAAAAAUCGGCUUGUAGGACACUUGAAUCGUCUUUAUCUUGACUAGCUGUAGUUCUAAACCUGUCCUGACCUGAACUAAAGGGUUCUCUGCUGAGUCCAGAUGUAGUUUGUGACCCUCGCAAUCCUUUAGGACCACUGUCCUUCCUUCAUAUUCCAAAUGCUUCUCUGUUCCUAAACACCUGAUCUGAAGGCAGAACCUGGAGACGCUGAACGGUGUUACCAUCAUGACUCAGACGGUUCAGACCAAUGGUGUUCAAUCCCUCAGUAAGACCUGGGAGCUGAGUCUGUACGAACUACAGAGAACACCACAGGAGGCUAUAACGGAUGGAUUAGAGAUAGCUGUGUCUCCCCGGUCCUUGCACAGUGAACUUAUGUGUCCCAUCUGUCUGGACAUGCUGAAGAACACGAUGACUACCAAAGAAUGUCUGCACCGUUUCUGUGCUGAUUGCAUCAUCACAGCUUUGAGAUCCGGUAAUAAAGAGUGUCCGACCUGUCGUAAGAAGCUCGUUUCUAAGAGGUCACUGCGUCCAGAUCCAAAUUUUGAUGCCCUGAUUAGUAAGAUUUAUCCCAGUCGUGAUGAGUACGAAGCCCACCAGGAGAGAGUUUUGGCUCGCAUCAGCAAACACAACAAUCAGCAGGCCUUGUCCCACAGUAUAGAGGAGGGGCUGAAGAUACAGGCCAUGACCAGACUGCAGCGUGGGAAGAGACACACCAUCGAGAAUGGCAGCGGGGCAGAGGACAACGGAGACUCCUCCCACUGCAGCAAUGCGUCCGUCCACAGUAACCAGGAGGCAGGUCCCAGCAUCAAACGCACAAAGACAAGUGAUGACAGCGGUUUGGACAUGGACAACACCGCUGAGAACGGGGGUGCAGACUCGGUGAUCGAUGGAGGUGCCAGUGAAAUAGAGCUGGUGUUUAGACCUCAUCCCACCCUGAUGGAGAAGGACGACGGUCACAACAGUGUUGAGUUUGUUCCUCGCUACAUUAAGACAUCUGGCAACGCGACGGUGGACCACCUGUCUAAAUACCUGGCUGUCCGACUGGCUCUGGAAGAACUGAGAAGAAACGUGGAGGCCAAUCCCGUUAAUGUGGAGGCAGCGUCAGAGAAACAGUAUACCAUCUACAUCCCUACUGCUGGAAACCAGUUCACUGUUCUGAACGGGUCCUUCUCCCUGGAGCUGGUCAGUGAAAAGUACUGGAAGGUCAACAAACCCAUGGAGCUCUACUUCGCCCCCACUAAAGAACACAAGUAAACACAAGCAAACGUCAGUUCAUACAUACGUGAUGCAUACAUGUACACACUCAGCAGCUGGACAUGAACUGAUGGACUUGGCUACACAAGAGAAGAAGAAUGUGCGUCUGAUGAAGAUCAGGAGGUUUGACGACGGCCUCUGAUGAAAACGAACUAUUAUGUGUCUUUCUCUAGACAGUAGCAGACAGAAUGCACCUCGUGCCCGUGUAGAGCCUCUCCUGAAACCGGGUACACCCACCCAUCGUUUCAACCAGCUGUUUUCCAGGUUUAUAAAAAAAUAAAAACAAAAAUAAAAACCUGUUAUGGUUUUGUUCUCAGCAAAAGCCCUUCUGUGUUGUGAUGCUUACGGUGUGUCUGAACAUGGUAUCCCUGCAUGUCGCUGUGUGGUAAAGACCAUCUUUGUCUGAACAGUCCAGGAUCUGGAGGAUGUGUUUAAACGGGAAUGCUGCUGUGAUGCAGGAAGACGAAAGGAACACAAAACUCCAGAUUCGUGUUUUCUGACCCGACUCGGCUGGAGGAUGUGUCUGAGCUGCACGGGAGGAUCGAACCUUUAAGACUGAAUAAGGACGCUUCUGCUUCCUCGUGAAGUCCAUCAGACAUCUGUUACAGGAAAUUUGAACCUGAAUCCAAAUUCUGGGCUUGUUUAGCUGGAAAUCCCUCUGUCAUAUGAAUGUUUAACAUUGAUAUGAUUCAACACAAUAAUUGAGAUGUACAUAACACGACCCAUCAUGUUGUUGGUAAUGAUUAGGUUCUGAGACGGUUUCUAUUAUUUGUCUGAGUUAGGUGUCCUCUCUGUUGCCUGUAGAAAUGUAACAUCUGUGGCUGCUCUCACUUCUCAUUCUUUUAUAAAUGUUUUUGUAAUACCGA